Cokeromyces recurvatus is the source of this 381-nucleotide messenger RNA. RefSeq lists its product as uncharacterized. The transcript is spliced from 2 exons. The coding region runs from base 149 to 376 and encodes 75 amino acids. The record is from RefSeq and is a predicted model, not a curated record. Lineage: Eukaryota; Fungi; Mucoromycota; Mucoromycetes; Mucorales; Mucoraceae.
UGGUUUACUGCAAAUAUGCAUUGUAACCGAGUAUCUAAAAUAGCUAAUGAGCUCUCCUCCCUCAAUGUUAUUUUUUGUAACAGAGAUACAAUCCUCUUUUUUUAGGGACUGACUGACUGACUGACUGACUGACUUCUUUUAGAGGCUUAUGAUAAUAUCCCAGAAAAAAAAUGUUAUCAUUACAAUAUAUAGAAUGGGGAGGGGGAGGGAGCUUACAUUUAAUAACUCUGUUUUCGUGGUACAAAUACUGCCUUUUAAUGGCUGUUGUUUCAUUUUAUAUUGUGCCUGUUUUAACGGAUAUGUUAAAAUGACUGAUUCAGUCUUUCUCAAUAUAGCGUCAUUUUAUGAAAUAUCUAAUAAUAAAAAAACAAUUUGAGAACA